Molecule: messenger RNA, 3003 nt
Organism: Sporisorium graminicola
Lineage: Eukaryota; Fungi; Basidiomycota; Ustilaginomycetes; Ustilaginales; Ustilaginaceae
Exons: 1
Coding region: 1-3003 (1000 amino acids)
Biological process (GO): magnesium ion homeostasis
Cellular component (GO): intracellular membrane-bounded organelle
Source: RefSeq, a predicted model, not a curated record
AUGGAGUCUCCUGCAAACGAUGGUCCUGACCUUGAUGAUUGUAGAGCCUUAACUCCACGUUCCUACAGCAGCACCGCGUCCGCCUGCUCCACCAACCGCCGCCGCCGCCGCUCAUCUACCUCCUCUGCCUCGUCUGCCACUCGAGCUCGAUCUUCGUUUACCGUCGUCUGCCUCCUUCUCGGCAGCCUCGCCUUCUUCCUCGCCCUUUGUCCUUCUUCGGUCCAAGCGUACGACGUCCCCGACGCCGUUCAUCGAUCUCAGCCCAGUGGCGACGCACAAGGCUCUCAUCCCGCCUUCUCUGACAUAGCCCAUCAUGAUCGUGUCAUAGCAUCUGCGUACCAGGGCAGCGUCUCGGACGCUCAGCCCUCCGCUGCUGACCUUCCCUUCCCCGCUUUUGCAUCCCAUCGCAACAUUUUGCAAUGGAUCCAGAGCCAGACGCACCCUAGCAAGCUGGCCGGCGAUUCCCCCGAGUCUCAGGCAUUCUUCGACGAGCUCUACGAACGUCUUUCUGUUCAGAAACGCUCUGUGGGGGAUCUCACCGCUACUGCUGCGCCCAGAGCCUCGCGUUUCCGCUUCUGGAAGCGUGCCGAGGCUAGUAAUGACGAGGGAAAGUGCCACGAGACCAAGCUCUCCGACGCGCAGAAGGCGGUCUAUGGUAUCCUCAUCCCCAUCCUCGUCGUACUGUCGGGUCUUUUCGCUGGUCUCACUCUCGGCUACAUGUCGCUUGAUGAGACACAGCUGCAGGUGCUCGCGCUGCAAGGAACUCCUAAGCAGAAGCGAUACGCAGAAAAAAUCAUGCCUAUCCGCAAGGACGGUCAUCUUUUGCUCACAACGCUGCUCAUCGCCAACAUGAUCACCAACGAGACGCUCCCCAUCAUCGCCGACCCUCUGCUCGGUGGUGGUGUCCAGGCCGUCAUCGUCAGUAUCGUGCUCGUCGUCAUCUUUGCCGAGCUCAUCCCUCAGUCCGUCUGCUCCCGCUACGGCCUCGCCAUCGGUGCCAAGCUUGCCCCUCUGACGCGGGUGGUCAUCAUCAUUCUCUGGCCGAUCGCGUAUCCGGUCUCGCGCGUGCUUCACUGGACGCUCGGUCCUCACCACGGCAUUGUGUACCGUCGCUCCGAGCUCAAGGAGCUUGUCAACAUGCACGCUGCUACUGCCGGUCGUGGCGAUCUAAAUAAUGAUACUGUCACCAUCGUCGGCGGUGCACUCGACCUUCAGGAGAAGGUGGUCAAGCAGGCCAUGACCCCCAUCGACGGCGUCUUCAUGAUCUCGAUCGACUCCAAGCUCGGCUACGAGACGCUUCAGCAGAUCGUCAGCUCCGGCCACUCGCGUAUUCCGAUCUAUCAGGAGAUUGAAAUCCCCGUCAAUCGCGCGCGCGGAGGCAGUGGCACCGUGACGCCCAACCGCGUCGGUCUCUUCAGCGCUCUGAGCCGCAAGGCCAGCGCCACGCAAAACAAGGGCACGUCGGACGACCAGCGCACUCUCGAUGGCAGUGUCACCAUCGAGAAAGACUUCGCAUCCAUCAACGCCGAGUCUCAGGAAUCCGCCGUGACAGCUGCGGCCGCAGCCACCAACGAGAAGGCAGGCACCACCUCCAACACGACCAUGAUCAAGCGUAAAAAGAUCAUCGGAGCGCUGCUGGUCAAGCAGUGCGUGCUUCUCGACCCCGAGGAUGAGACGCCCGUUCGCGACAUGGUCAUUAAUGCCCUUCCCACCGUUCCUGCUGACGAGCCGCUGCUCAAUUUGCUCAACGUCUUCCAGGAGGGUCGCUCGCAUCUCGCCAUCGUCUCUUCGCGCACUCGUCGCUCCUCGCCUGGCUCGUUUGUUGAUCUCGGCAACGACAGCGAUCCCCGCAAGACUCAGGCGGUGCAGCGUUCCAACACCGCCGCGCGCGUGCAGGGUUUGGGCAACAUUGACGAGGAGAAGCAGCUCGACGACUCGGCCAUCAAGAAAUCGAGCUUCUGGUCGCGUCACCUGCGCCGUCACCAUCGUGCAGAGACCAAGGCCAACUCGCUCGACCUGCCACCCGAGGCUCUCGGCGACGACAUCGAUGCAGGCGCCGUAGCCACGCAGAUGGCGCAGCGAGACGUGCCCAUCGGUAUCAUCACGCUCGAGGACGUGCUCGAGGAGCUCAUCGGUGAAGAGAUCCUCGACGAGUACGAUUCGGAGGUGGAGCAGAACUUUGCUCAGAUCAGUCCUCCGCCCAGUCCUGGCCACAAGGAGCUGGUGGACAUGAAGGUGGAGACGCCCGACGACGUAGACGAGGUACAGUUGCCCGGUUCUGCGCUCAAGCUGCCCGCCAGUCCCAAGAUGGCCCUGCCUCGCUUCAAGCUGGGUCGAAAUGCAAGUCAGAAGGGAAUCGAUUUGGUUGCCGCCGCCGACAACGGCUCAGCGCCCCCUACGCCCGUCAUGGAAAGCAGCGCCGAGGUCGCUUUGGCCAAAGAAGCUGAUCCGAGGCGCGAGCGCGAGGGCGUCCACUUCCCCUUCGAUGUCACCGAGCAGGAAGGACGCAUCCCGUCGCGACCGUCGUCGCGUCCUGGCUCCCGCCCCGUCUCACCCGGCCCAGGCUCCGCACUGGCUAGCACCGACGAACAGCCAGCGCUGAUCGCUCCACGUCCCAACAAGCCGGUCCUGAUCCGUCAUCAGGCGCCCGAUGGCACCAUUGCUACUGCCAUUGUCGGCGAAUCGCUCCUGCGCGGCCGCACCACCGCCUUGGCUACGGAACGCACCGGAAGUGGAGACCUCAGCCGCAGCAACACUCCGUCGGGUACACGUGUGAGCCGGUUCAAGAGCACGCCGCUCCCUGGAAGCGUCCCUAGCACACCCGCGCCCGGUGCUGCUCCUCGAGGUCGCGCAUUUGGCAAGCCCGAGGUCGGCUCUGCGCUUGCCGAGGAGGACAAGGCUACAACCCUUGCUGUCGCUAGCCCGGAGGAGUUUGACGCAGAUGACGAGAACAAGCAGCUUGGUGGUGGCGAUAGCAAUUCCGACGAAACAAGCACUCUCUGA